Messenger RNA from Colletotrichum graminicola M1.001, 714 nucleotides. Its product is annotated as short-chain dehydrogenase/reductase SDR. The record is from RefSeq and is a predicted model, not a curated record. The coding region runs from base 1 to 714 and encodes 237 amino acids. NCBI's taxonomy places the organism in Eukaryota, Fungi, Ascomycota, Sordariomycetes, Glomerellales, Glomerellaceae. The transcript is spliced from 2 exons.
AUGGCGCCCAUCGCCCUGAUCCUCGGCGCCGGCAAGAACAUAGGCGCCGGCGUCGCCGCCCACUUCUCCGCGGCGGGCUACUCAGUCGCCCUCGUAGCCCGCGGAUUCCCCGCCCCGUCCCCCUUGACGGAUCCGGAGACUGGUCACCUCAGCAUCCGCGCGGACCUCGCCGACCCCGCGCAGGUCCGCGACGCCUUCGCCCAGGCGAGGCGGCACUUUGGCGGGGCGCCGCCGCGGGUCGUCGUCUACAACGCCGCCACGUUGACGCCGCCGCCCGACGCCGGGAACCUGUUCAGCCUGCCGGUGGAGCAGGUCGAAGCGGACCUCCGGCUCAUGAACUCGGGCGCAUGGGUCGCCGCGGGCGAGGCCGUCCGGGGGUGGGCGGAGAACGCGGAUGCGGAGGAGGGGCGCAAGGGGCGCUUCAUCUACACGGGGAAUAUGCUGAACACCGCCCCGUUGCCGGUGCCAGCGCUGGCAACCCUGGGGAUCGGGAAGAACGCGGCCUGGUCUUGGGUCGGGCUCGCCGACGCGGUGUACAAGGACGCGAAGGGCUGGAGAUUCUUCUACGCCGACGAGAGGAAGGCGGACGGGAGCAGCAUCGGCAACGUCCCCGACGCCAAUUCCAACGGCAGGUUCUACCUGGAGCUUGCAGAGGGCGCGAAGGACCUGCCCUCCACCGUCACAUUUGUCGAUGGCGAGUACAGGAAGUUCUGA